Messenger RNA from Cuscuta epithymum, 5116 nucleotides. NCBI's taxonomy places the organism in Eukaryota, Viridiplantae, Streptophyta, Magnoliopsida, Solanales, Convolvulaceae. The record is from the annotation of a GenBank genome assembly.
GAAGACAUGUAUACCAACUCAUAAGUCUUGUAUGACAAAAAUAUAGCAACUCACCCUUGCCAGGAGACAUGUUUCUCGAACGAAACCAAUCUGAAGCGGAAGACCUGAAUCUUUGACGUAUACGAUGCAAAAUUGAAUUUAGGGUUAGAUAUAAAAUGGGGAAAUGGGCGGAUGCUGACUUGGCCUCCACUGUAUACGAAGCAAACGGCUCUUAAGUGCCACACGAGCGUUUUUAAACGGUGGGUUAGUUUUUGUACUCGUUUAACACCAAACAACCGAGUAGAAGGAUGAUUGCGUUUGAUUUGUAAACUGAUGUACUCUUUACUCUACGGCUCUCAACUUGAUAUAGUGAAGUAACCAUUUUCUCAAAACACAAAAUGUAGGUGAACCCUCAUACUCUAACUUAACAUUGAGGGUGACAAAUAGCUUUGGAGCAAUUCAUCUACCUACAUGACGAAUUCUUCUACACCAGAGGAUAAUCCAUCGGCAUAGCUAUUGCUAUACAUCUCCUCCAGUAAUUCAACGCCAAGAUAGAAUCAAAACAAACACUUCAUAUAAGAGAAAAGGACCACAUAAACGAAUACAGAGUAUAAUAAAGAAGGGGUGGGUAUUUUAGUUUGGUUUAAUCGAGUCGAAACCGGACCAUAUACAAUUUCGUUUGAGUUUGAUAGUAUUUUUUUCAAACUAUAUUAAACCGAACCGAAGCGAAACUGUUAAAAACCGAACAAACCGAACCGAUCUAAAGAAAUUCAAUAAAACCUUCAUAUAUAUUUUUAAAAAUAACAAAUCCAAGUCAAACCAAAUCGAAUUAAACCGUACCGAUCCAAACUGAAUAAUAGUAUGGUUUUUGUUUAGUAAUAAUUCUUCCAACCCAUUUCAUACUAAACCGAACCGAAACCGAUAAAAAUCAAAUCGAAAACCGAUAUGCCCACACUUGUUAGAAACCUAUGAAGAAUUUGAAAAUAACGCUGAAAUAAAUAAGAUGAGGAAGACAACAUGCUUAAAAUAGAGAGGGCACAAAAGGAAGAGACACCAAUUAAACGUUGUCUGUCAUAUAGUCUGUUCGGUAAAAUCCAAAUUGGUUGUAUUGACUAUUGACGGAUUCUGCUGAAAUUGAUGAAUUUAUGGUUGAAGUGUCUCGAUUGUCUGAUUCUGUUGAUUUAUGAGAAAAAUAUUUGAAAUAUAUUUUAUUAAUAAAACAAGGAAAAAAUUAUAUGAAAAAACAACUAAAUGACCCUCUAUAGUAACUUCAACUAAUAUAACUAAAAAGUAACUUCAAUCUUACUUUUUCUUAUUAUUACAGAAUUCAGCACACGUAAUCAAAAGUUAUUUGUUUAAUGAAAAUGUUGGCUGACAAGCUGAAAACAUGAUCACCAAACGAGUUCUUAAUUAGCAUUUCUAUUUGUAGCCUUUUGGGUUCAACAAGCUAGUCUAUCUUUCAUCUAUUGAAUAUUUAAGAAGAAAAGAAGGUAAAAUGUAGAAAAGGUAAAGUAAUUGAUCAUUUUUUAAGCAAAAACCUACCAAAAAGAGAAAGUGUAACAAAAUUUUAAAUACAUUUAAAAAAGAAAAGUGUAGAAAACUUUAAAAUACAGAGAGUAAUAAUUUUUAUUGUUUACAUAAUCAAAAUUAUUAAUUAUAGUUAAAAACCUCAAAAUUCUUUUCCCAAAUGAGGACUACCUCCGUGUCAUUUCACUUAUUUUAAUUGUUUUCAUUGCUCAAGAUGAAUGUCAUAUUUACUUUUUUGGCAAGAAAUAUUCUAUCAAUGUCAUUUUAUUUUAUUCAAAUUUUGAUUAUAAUUUAAAGAUUGUUUGAUAGUUUACAUGUUAAAUCUUUGCACGUAAAAUGAUUGCAUACAAAGUUUAGGGAAACAGUCACUUUACAUUUAAAAUAGAUUACAUUGUUUGUCUAGAUGUAUAAUUUAUUUUUAAUAUGCAUGCAAAAACAUUGCAGUGCUUUAUAAAAAAACAUGCAAAAUAUUUUACCACCUUCCUCCCACGUAAAAUACUUUCAUGAUACAGUGCAAAAUGUUUUUAAAAAUUGUAUAACAGUUUACAUUAAAUAAUCAAACUAGACUGUGUUAAUAUUUUUUGUUCCUUCACUUCACAUGCAAAGUAGUUAUUUUACAUCCUAUAAAAAGCGCACUUAGAUUUUAAUCACUUUAAAUAAUUUCGCUAAAUUCUGCUUCGCUCGACGAGGGGUGCGCUCUUCAGAUAGGCAUUUUCGGCGAAGGUAGGGAAGUAGAUCUUCGUCUUUGUCCAUAGUGUUGGGUGGCUGGCCGGUGGUUGCAAGAACGAAGAAUGGAAGAUGGAAGAAAUCGCUAAAAAAUGGGAGUAUAAGGAUAUGGCUAUCGGGGAUCAAGAGGAAGAACCGAUAGCCAUAUCCUUAAAGGUGGAAGCCAUUAAAGGUGGUUACCAUUCUCAGUAAGGGACAGGGUGAAGGGCACUGGAUUGACUUUAAAUAUGAGAAGUUGCCUAGUUUUUGUUUUUCUUGUGGUAUUAUAGGACAUGCUGGCAGGUUUUGUCCCCUGAUUUACGAAAACAUAUCUGUGGAUACCAACAAGCUAGCAGUAUGGGGUCGGCCUACGCGCAGGAGGAGGGGGGAAAGCCCACACGUUUGGGGGGGGGGGGACAAAUGGUUAGUCCAGAAGGAUCAAGGGAUGGAAGUAGGGCAGACCGAGAGGAUGGAGGGAGAGCUGGUCCGAGCAGGCAGGGAUGACACUUUCUUUGGCUGGGAACAUUAAGAGUCGUACGGAGGAUGAAGAAAUAGCGGAUGUGGAUGGUCCACACAAGUGGAGAGCCAAAACGUAGGAGGACAGGGGAAGAAGAUAGUGGUGAGAGGGACAAGAGGGAAAAUAUGGUCUUGGACGACCCAAAAAACGGAGAGAGGGCGAGUUUAGGCACCUCGACCCGCCGAGUACUCUGAAGAUGCUCUUAGCUGGGAAGGGGUGCUAGUGCUCAUUCAUGUGUUUCAGGAUGCAAGUUAAUUUCCACGCUUUUACUAUUUUUAUUUUCAUGCUAUGCUAUCAGACUUUGUUUUUUUUUUCCUUUACUGUUGUGUUGAUUUGUCAAACUCUUACAUUAGGUGGGGGUGAUGAGAGUUUUGCUCUGGCCACAUUAGGCUCAUUGCCUCAUUUAGACCCAAUACACGAUCGGCGAAUCAUAUUGUUGCCUAGGGUGAUUGGUUCUUCAGCUGGUUCGAGGGUCAGUGGCUGGAAAGAUUUCCUUUAUCAUUUGUGUCCCUUGCUGAAUGUUUUAUUAUCAAUAUAAGUCUUCCUAUUACAAAAAAAAUAGUUUUGCUAAAUUAAAUAAUAAAAAACUUUCCUUCAAAAAAGAAAAAAAAACUGUUUAGGAGGACGUAAUUUUUAAUUUUGUUGAGUAAGGCUAAGGCUGAUCACCGGACUGGCACAAAAUCUGGCUAGCGAAGGAGGAGGAAUUAUCCGGGCAAAGAUCUCAGACGGCAGUCUUUCCCGCCAUUCCACCCUUACCGGUAUCAAUCAAAAGUGCUCUGAAAUGGCGACAUCCUUCGCGGCACGAGCGCAUCCUUGUACUUCGCAUUUUCUUCAGUCAUCUUCACGACGGUUUACGGUAGUUCAUUAGUUAUCUAUCCAGCUAUUCUCUACUACCUACGUCGACUAUUACUUGCUCUUUUCUCUCACAUCUCUUUGCAGUGUUAUUUGUGGAGUGGAGGUUUUAGGAGCGAGAAGUUCAAUUCAAAUACGUGUAGAAAAUUGGGCAAAAGGAAUCAGAGGAAACCUUUGAUUUGUGCAGUCAAAGAAGAUGAUGAGGACUCAUUCAAGCAUUCAGUAGAAAUGGAUAGGCUAAUAGAUAUGCUGAGGACCGCAAAUGAUAGAGAAAUUCGGAAACUUGUUGCAGAGAAUGUCUUUGUUUUCAAUGAGAGCUUUUGGAUGAGAAUAGCUGAUAGAGCAGAUGCCUGCAAAUCCGAAGAUGACAAGAAAGACCUUGAAGAACUGGCGUCAAUCUUAAUGGACACGGUUGAUAGUCUUGUGCAUAAGACCCAGGAAAAGAUAGAGUCGGAUACAGAUGUGCUUAAAGCCAUCUUAAGGCCCGUAGUUCAUGAAGAGGAGGAUGUUUUUUGGCCUCCAAGAGAUCCUGAAGCUCUCAGCCUUUUGGAAAAAGAAUUAAACCAAAGGGAGCAAGAAGGCCAACUAGAUGAAGGAUUUCUGUCCGAAGUUUAUGCACAACUACGUAAAGUGAAAGAUGGGGACAAGCCAGGGCUUCAAGCUAUGCUGCAAAAAGUUCUGCAGCUCUACGCUUCCAGAGUUCUCUCUAAGCGUAGUUAUGCAAGAAAAGGGAAUGUGGUGCUAAAAGCUGAACAGCUUCUCGAGACCAUAAUCAAAGCUCCAGAAGAAGAAUGGAACAGGUUGUUGGGGGAUGGAAUGACUGUGGACAAAGGUGAUGUCUCACCUGAAGAGUUUAAUGCUGUUGUUAAGAAGCGAAUAGAGCGAACAAUAAUGCGGACGCAAGGUGGCUCUUAUGAGCAGCGGGUUCUUGUGGAGUAUUUGAAAGGCAUUCGCUCCAGAGCCGAGGAGAUUGUCGUGGUCUAAGAAUUAUGCAAUACUCAUCUCUCUAUUUGCACAUGGGGAUGCAUGUCUAAAAGAAAUUUCUCCAGAAAAUUUUUGCACGUCAACACUGGUUGGAGUUCGUAUCCUUCACACCGGAAAUUCCAAUUAAACUGUUCUCCACACGAAGUCCAACAUAACAGAACAACCGUGAAAUCACUUGUGCCAAAGGGGGUUUUAGCUGGAAGGAUCAAUUAUGUGCUACCCAUAUUUUCUGGUCGAUAUAAUAUUAACUUUCCUAUUUUAUUAGCCCACGGAUUACUUCUAUGGCUCGGGUAUUAUGCUCCAAUCUUUUGCGGGUUACGUUGCUUCUUUGACAUGUACGUUUUGGUCAUUGAAAGGGUGCUCCACCAAACUAUAUUGUGGAUGUGCUUCGUGAUGAUAGCAUUUACGUUGUUUCUAUGACAGGUAGUAUGUUUUGGAAGGACACUCCCCCAAUUCCCCAAAUUAUAUCGUGGAUGGGCUUCAUGAUGAAUGUAUUUAUGAGAUUUUAAUUCUUGACAAAAAUAUAUACAAGUAUUAUUUAACUACUGCAAA